Molecule: messenger RNA, 1873 nt
Organism: Equus caballus (horse)
Lineage: Eukaryota; Metazoa; Chordata; Mammalia; Perissodactyla; Equidae
Source: RefSeq, a predicted model, not a curated record
CCUAAAACCCCAAAUAAAAACCCUUCCUUUUAACUUUUUUGGGGAGUUUGGGAUUUCAGCGUUAGCUGCCCUCUCUCCUUGCUCAGCGCUGUGCAAAAAUAAAGUUCCUACUUUCUUCCACCAUCCCUGGUGUCAGAGAUCGGCUUGCUGCGCAAUGGGUGAGCGAACUCGCUUCAGGUUCGGAGAAGGAAGUCAGAAUAGAGGUAUUGUGGCGAACGUUUGUUUAGAGAAGAAAUCAAAGACCAGCUUUUCUGAGAGAAAGAAAACAUCAGCAAAUAAAAUGCUGUUCCUGCAAUUUGCAUUGCUAGUGGUUCUCCUCCCAGGUGGUGACAGUAAAGAUGGUCUCUGUGCUCUUCUGAAAGUUGAAUACAAAGCAUGGGACUGUGGGGCAGACUUCCAGGAGCCAACCUCCUUCCGAGUUAUCUACAGCUCAUCCUUUUACAACCCUUCCCGGGUGCAAGCUCUGGGCUCAGCUUGGUUGGGUGAGUUGCAGACUCAUGGGUGGGAGAACCACACUGGCAGUUUUAUUUUCCUGAGGCCUUGGUCCAAGGGCAACUUCAGCAGUGAGGAGCUGACUGAAAUCGAAAAGUUAUUCCGAACGUUCAGCAUUGAAUUUAAUCAGAUAUUUCACAACCAUGCCAGUCAAUGGCAGCUUGCAUAUCCCUUUCAGGUACAGCUAGCAAUGGGCUGUGAGCUUCACAUUGGUGAAGCCUCAGUAGGGUUCGCACGGAUUGCUUAUCAAGGAUCAGAUUUAAUAAGCAUCCAGAAUAAUUCAUGGUUACCAUCUCCAAAGGGUGGAAGUAGGGCUCAGCAAGUCUCCGGACGAUUCAAUUUGAAUAAAGUCUUCCUGGAAACAUGGCACAGGCUCCUCACUGACACCUGCCCACGUUUCCUCUUGGGUCUUCUUGACGCAGGGAAAGCAGAUCUCCAGCGACAAGCAAGGCCAGAAGCCUGGCUGUCCACUGGCCCUAGUCCUGCUCCAGGCCAUCUGAUGCUGGUUUGUCACGUCUCUAGCUUCUACCCAAAGCCUAUUUGGGUGAUGUGGAUGCGGGGUAAGAAAGAGCAACAGGGCACUCAGCAAAGUGACAUCUUGCCCAAUGCUGAUGGGACAUGGUAUCUUAGGAAGUCCUUGGAUGUGGAAGCCAUUGAGGCAGAUGGCCUCUCUUGCCGGGUGAGACACAGCAGUCUAGAAGACCAGGACAUCAUCCUUUAUUGGGAACAUCGCAGCUCCACGGGCUGGAUCUUCUUGGCAGUGAUAGUGCCCCUGGUGCUUCUGACAGUGCUUGCGUUUUGGCUUAGGAAGCGCUGGACACGUUGUGAACCUCCAAGCAAUCUUAUCUCUUUGGAAUGAGAUGCCAGAAGCCCAGGAUGUAUCUAGACCCAAUACCAUGAUGCUGUUCCUUCAACUCUUCUUAUAUGACCUUUUUCGUUGUUGUUUAUUUCUGCUUAAUAGUCAGUUGUUAAUAUAAGCUAAAUGUAGUUUUGUAAGACUUUUUGUUCUGACUCUGGUUCUGUGAAUUUAAAAAUCCAAUUAUAACUCUAACUGGAUGAUGUCUUAGCAAACUCCACAUAUUUAAAUAUUAGUGGGUCAUUGGGCCCAUUUCAGUUGUCACCUUUUCUAAAUGGCCUUCCCUGAUUCACACGUUGAAGCUGUCUUUGCCUUGUCUGAACUCCCAGUGCACUUGAACUGUACUUUGCCAAAUCUAUCCCUCACUUCCUGCCCUUUGAUGCAGCUAUUUAGAUCCCUUUUCCCCUUAUAAUUUUUAAGCUUCUCAAUAGCAAAGUCCUCAUCUUUUGAAUAUUUGUAUCCUUGGCAAAGUGUCUUUGCAUGUAAUAUGUUCUUAAUAAAAACUUGUGUUGAAUUUAUGUUAAA